AUGGUCGUCGAACUGCCGGGAGAGGCGAACCCACUGUCUCUCCCCAAUGUGCUCAAUGCCCUGGUCCUGGCCGCGAGCUCGACGCAGCAGCAGGUGCAGACCGGCACCAAACAGCUCCAGCACUGGGAGAAACAGGAGAAGUAUUACUGCUAUCUGCAGGAUGUCUUUCUAGAUCACUCAGUCCCUCCCGAAGUUCGAUACCUCGCGAUCAUCCAGCUGAAGAAUGGAAUUGACAAAUACUGGAGGAAGACGGCGACAAAUGCCAUAAAAAAGGAAGAUAAAGAGCAGAUCAAGACUCGAGCGCUACAGGCGGGCGUGGUUGAGCCUGCCCCUCUGCUCGCCCUCCAUAAUGCGCUGAUGAUCGCCAAAAUCAUGCGCUUCGAAUUCCCACAAGAUUGGCCGGACGCAAUUUCUUCCCUCAUCGCCUCUCUCCGCUCCUCGACGCAGCCUGGCGCCAACCCUCUGCAGCUAUCCCGCACCCUCAUAAUAAUCCUACAGAUCAUAAAGGAAUUAUCCACGGCCCGUCUACAGAGGACCCGCGCCAAUCUCCAGUCCGUUUCUCCCGAGAUAUUCCAUCUUCUAGGACACAUCUAUCUGGAGCAGGUGAACAAAUGGGCCUCGUUGGUGGAGCAGGGCGUGGUAGACGAGGCAACAUUGCUGGAACCGGUCGAGCAGAGCUUGGUCUCUCUCAAGGUCAUCCGGCGUCUUGUGAUUGCGGGCUACGAACAUCCGAACCGUGACAAUGAGGUCCGUGAGUUUUGGCUCCUGACUCACUCGCAUUUCAGCAGAUUCUUGGGUUUUGUUCACGGCUCUAUCGAUUUGCCUGGAAGUAUCCUGAAGGCAAUCGAGAAACAUCUUCUGCAGCUGUCGAAACUCCAUGUCGAGAUGGCCAAGGAGCAUGCUGCUUCGUUCGCAUUGCUCCCAGACAGCAUACCCCUUGUUCGGUCAUAUUGGACCUUGGUCGUUAAACUGGGGGAGAACUAUGACGAACUCGGCUCUGAUGGAGAAAACGAAGGCAAGUCUUUGAUGGAGAAGACUGGGCUCAAAGCUCUCCUCCUCAUUCGUGCAUGCUCCAAGAUGGCGUUCAAUCCCGCGCAGACAUUCAAAUAUCAGACCCCCCAGGAUAAGGAAGAGAAGAGGCAGUCCAUUGAUCUGAUCAAGUCUCAGCUGUUCACGCAUGAUUUUGUGGUCAACGUCAUGGAGUUGCUUGUCACACAGUUCUUCCGAUACAGGAAGAGCGACUUUCAGGAAUGGGAGGAGGACCCUGAGGAGUGGGAAAGAAAAGAAGAAGAUAUCGCUGAAGCAUGGGAAUUCUCAAUUCGCUCAUGUUCCGAGAAACUUUUCCUCGACCUCGUUAUCCACUUCAAAGACUUGCUCAUUCCCCGGCUAUUGAAUGUCUUUUAUUCGUUUGCAAGCCCCGAAAAGCGCGAUGUGCUGCUCAAGGAUUCCUUAUAUUCUGCCAUUGGACUGGCCGCGGCUAGUCUGGAACAACACCUGGAUUUCAACAAUUUCCUCGAGACGACCCUCGUCCCCGAAGUUCAAAUCCAAGAACAGGGAUACAAUCUUCUCCGCCGACGAAUUGCGAUGCUCUUGGCCCAGUGGGUGCCGGUGAAAUCGAGCGAGUUGAACAAGAACGCCAUCUAUCAAAUCUUCCAACAUCUCCUCAACAGGCAAGAUCCGUUGAAUGACCUGGUGGUCCGCAUCACUGCCGGAAGGCAGCUGAAGCAAGUCCUUGAGCCGUUCGAAUUCUCUCCUGCUGGUUUCUUGCCGUUUGCACCAUCCAUUCUUCAGAACUUGAUGUCCCUGGUCCAGGAGGUUGAACUCUCCGAGACCAAGAUGGGGCUUUUGGACACCGUCCGCAUGACAGUGGUGAAGAUGGAAGACCAUAUCGGCCCCUUUUCAGACCAGAUUCUCUCACUGUUGCCUCCGCUGUGGGAGAGCUCUGGGGAGGAGCACUUGAUGAAACAGGCUAUUCUGACACUACUUUCGUCGUUGAUCAACUCCCUGAAACAGGAAUCUGUGCGAUACCAUCCUAUAAUCCUACCUUUAAUCCAGAACUCGGUCGAACCUGGUUCAGAAACUUUGAUCUAUCUCCUGGAAGAAGCGCUGGACCUGUGGGCUUCCAUAUUGAUGCAAACUCCGGCCCCAGCUUCUCCCGAGAUUCUCUCCCUCAUCCCUGCGCUUUUCCCUAUAUUCGAGGCCGCAACCGAUAGUGUUCCCCAGGCCCUCCAGAUCGUUGAGUCCUAUAUCUAUCUUGCUCCGCAGGAGAUCCUCAGCGAUAAUAUCCGACUUCCGCUCUUGGCUUCCUUUGAAACACUUCUCCAUUCGACAACGCGCCAACGCCUCGGAAUUGUGCCCCGUUUGGUAGAACUCAUGAUCCGUGGCGCCGAAAUUGUCGAUGGCAGCGAAGCCACAUAUAACGUCCUCGCCCGCUCCCUCCUCGACAGCUCUUUCCUGUCUUCGCUCCUGGAGGGCCUCUACUCCGCCCACGAGGCUAGCCAGACAACCGGUCCGAACAGAAAACCGACUUCCGUAUACGGUGUCGUCGAGACAGACUACUUCUCCGUGCUCGCCCGUCUGGCCCUCGCGUACCCGAAAAUUUUCUCGUCUGCCGUCUCUGCCGCGACCGGGACAUCCGAGGAGCAAGUCCUCACCUGGAUCCUGACCGAAUGGUUCCUCCACUACGACAACAUCGGCAGCGUCACGCAGAAGAAACUCCACGCCCUUGCCCUCACCCAACUCCUCACUCUCAACGGACCGGACUCACAGCCGCCCCCGUACAUACUCAACCACCUACAAUCGUAUCUUACCAUCUGGACAGACAUUAUAACCGAACUCGCCGAGGGAACAGACGGUGAUCCCAACGAUCCCCGCGGCGGCGAUCAUCUGAUUUAUUGGAACGCCGCUGAGACGGGCCGCUACGACGAGAACGAGCCCCCGGAACACGAACGCCGCCGUCAGUGGGACAACUCGGACGCGCUGCACAAGAUCAACAUCCGAGACUUUGUCCGCGAACGACUGCGCUCGCUGAUCGUCGGUUGCGGUGGCGAGCAGCGGUUCCAGGAAGAUUGGCUUCUCAACGUGGAUCGAGAGGUCGUUUCGGCAUUUGUCGCCCUGGGACUGUUUUAA
Molecule: messenger RNA, 3129 nt
Organism: Aspergillus terreus NIH2624
Lineage: Eukaryota; Fungi; Ascomycota; Eurotiomycetes; Eurotiales; Aspergillaceae
Product: putative importin 11
Exons: 7
Coding region: 1-3129 (1042 amino acids)
Biological process (GO): protein import into nucleus
Cellular component (GO): nuclear envelope; cytosol
Molecular function (GO): small GTPase binding
Source: RefSeq, a predicted model, not a curated record